CGGGUCCCCAGAGCCCGCCCGCCCGCCCGUGACCAUGGAGGCCAGAGCGCUCCGGCUGCUGGUGGUAUUCCUGGUCCUGGGGUCCUCCAGCUGGGCAGCAGCGUACCAGGGCCUGUCGACGAACCUGUGUGAGGUGCCGGCCAAGGACAGAGUGGACUGUGGCUACCCCCACAUCACCCCCGAGCAGUGCACCAAUCGGGGCUGCUGCUUCGACUCCAGCAUCCACGGGGUGCCCUGGUGCUUCAAGCCUCUGCAGGACACAGAAUGCAGAUUUUGAAGCAACGUCCACUGGCCCUGGACACCCCGGGAAAUGACCAUCCACACUCGGGGCACCCUGCCUGUGUCCUCUGCCGGCUGUGGCUCAUCCCUGCUUUUCUCCUACCCUGCUCCCAGCAAGCCCCUUCACUGAAAGCUAGGGCCUGGGGCCUGAUGUCUUAACGAAUAAAGCAAGAUCCCAAACGCAGCGUGAGGGCUGUUCCUCUUUCCUGAGACUCCAUGCUCUUGUGUUUUAUUUCUGCCAAGUGGCUCUCCUUUCUUAGCCUCUCCCAGAUGGGGGUGGUGGGAGGGGGUGCGAGCGCCUCCAGCCCAGGGCCUCCCAGUCCCCCCCCGCCAACCCCGGAGCUGAAAGAUGACCCUCAGUAGCUGCACUGUUUGCAUGAGGAUGUGGUGGGUCUCAGACCAAGCCUGACACCGCAGGGAGGCCCAGUGGUUUUCCAAGUGGCCACCACCUCGUGCAAAUUCAGAAAAGACAUUUCAAAUAUAAGUUUCAAAAAAAAAAAAAGGUGGUUAAUGUCUUCCUUCGUGAAGAGAGCAAACCAAUAAAGCCAUCUUACCAACUGGCA
This is a messenger RNA of Zalophus californianus (California sea lion), 842 nucleotides long. RefSeq names its product trefoil factor 3 (gene TFF3). The transcript has 3 exons. Gene Ontology annotation, biological process: maintenance of gastrointestinal epithelium. Bases 35 to 277 code for a protein of 80 amino acids. The record is from RefSeq and is a predicted model, not a curated record. Lineage: Eukaryota; Metazoa; Chordata; Mammalia; Carnivora; Otariidae.